AGUUACUAUGUCGUUCGCCAGCACCUUCUACAACGCUGUCGCCAAGCGUAACAGCGUUUACGUGUCUGCCAUCUUUGCGUCGGCUUUUGGCUUUAGCGUCGGCUUUGACGCCGCCGUCACGUCCUUCUGGGACAAGUGGAACCAGGGGAAGCAAUGGAAGGACAUCCGUCAGAAAUACAUCCAAGAAGAAGAGUCAUAAAUCCUUUCACUCCCUUGAUGUAUCCUGUUUAUUAGACUCUGGUCGUAUGUUCCCUUUGCGACGCAUCCAACCAUCAUCCUAGAAAUAAAUCGCGUCCUCCGCACCGCUUCAACUCGCCGUUGUGCCAGUCACCCAAUGUCAGACAUAACACAAACUUGAUUACCG
Messenger RNA from Coniophora puteana RWD-64-598 SS2, 364 nucleotides. RefSeq names its product ubiquinol-cytochrome C reductase UQCRX QCR9-like protein. The transcript has 4 exons. Gene Ontology annotation, biological process: mitochondrial electron transport, ubiquinol to cytochrome c. Bases 8 to 199 code for a protein of 63 amino acids. The record is from RefSeq and is a predicted model, not a curated record. Lineage: Eukaryota; Fungi; Basidiomycota; Agaricomycetes; Boletales; Coniophoraceae.